CUACUCCAAUCCAAGCUCCAAUUCGAUUACUCGAGCUCGAACUCGGAGGCGCUGAUUGGUCGUCAAGCGGUCGUCUUUCUCGCUCUUGGAGAGAGAUGCACAUUAUCUGCUGUCUCUCUCGCUCUCACUUUUACGUUUCCCCCUGCAUCGUCCCUGCCCGGCGCAUUGUGCGACGAAGGAUUGAAGGAAGUGUUUUUGACGUGUCGUCAGCUGUCCGCGCAUGAAUGCGAUUGCGAGCCCGUGCCAGUCCAGUCCGUGGGUUGUGAGUUUGAGCGAUCGCGGAGCACGCUGUGCGCGCUUUUGCGCGGACCUGUACCACUGACGUCUGACGUCCGUGACGCGGGCGCGGGCGUCUCGGUCGUACACGUGCGCAGGUGGUCAAUUAACAAUGGUCCAGAUAUGAGAGAGGAGUCUGGGAUUUAGACGCUCGUUCCGGCUCGAAUUAUCGGCAAAUCGUACGGUGAACGGCCGCGCGGGCCGUGCCGGGAACCCCUCGUCAUGGAGGUAGGCGAGACGGCGUGUGACAACGACAAGGAGACGAUGGACGGCGAGCGGCGGCGGCACUGCGAGAGCGACGAGGUCGAGAACUCGGACGAGAGCAGCGAGAGCAGACCGUCCGGGGAGAGGUGGGCCCCGGUCGGCGCCAACGACGGCGACAAUGAGUUCGCGGACGAAUACAAAUACGUCAACGCCAACGUGGAGAACCUCGCGUAUGACAUGGAGAGGGUGAAACUGCUGGAGGAAGAACAGGAGAUGCUCAACUCGUCUUUGAUAGCGUUAACCACCCACUUUGCUCAGGUUCAGUUUCGUCUUCGACAAAUCGUGGAUGCGCCAACCAGCGAGAAGGAGACGUUGCUCAAGGAGUUGGAGGAAUUUGCAUUUAGGGGAAUACCGGACGUUCCGAAUAGCUUAUUAUUAGAGAGCGGAUCUGUCACGCCAAUCUCCCCCGUAUCCUAUGAUGUGACUGGUGUAAUCGCUGACGCGGAAGUCGAAUCCAAAAUGGCAUUGCAACGAACAAAACAGAGAGAACUGAUAAGCCAGUUGAAAUCUCAGUUGGAGGAUCUGGAAAAAUACGCGUACGAGACGGGCGACGCCGAUCUACCGCAGAGCGUUAUUCUGGAGAGGCAAAAUAUUAUAAUCAGUCAUUUGAAAGAGAAGUUGAACUUCGACGUCGACGAUCUGUGCAAAUUACCGGCGGACGAUCUUAGGUGGCAAGUCGAUUAUGCCAUAAGUCAAAUCGUCAGCCCAUUGAAGAUGAAGGAGCAGCUGGUCUCCCAACUCAAGACGCAGAUCGCCGAUCUGGAGCGUUUCAUAAACUACCUUCAAGGCGAAGUCAGCACGGAGAGUUUAGCGUGUACGUGCGCGUGUCCGGUACACGCCAGCGGUUCCGGGACCUCGUCGGCCUCCUUUGGCUCCAAGCGGCGCUUUGACCGUGGGAGACCCAUCCAGGAUGAAGCAGGUGCCGCCAAUCAAACUAGGACCUUGAACACCGUGCGUAAGGUGGUCGCGCUUUUGCACAUGUUCCUGAUGUCGCAGUUGGGUUGUGGCAGCGAACGGAUGCGACGGAACUUUGGCGGUAAGAACCCGGUGCAUAAUUGGCGCGAUCUGCGUACCCGACUGGACAUCGCCGUGGAGCACGUGCUCGAGACGAUCGCGGAAACGUCGCGGCAGCAGCAGCAGCAGCAGAGGCAUGCCGACGACGAGGAGGAUGUUGAUGAUAUCGACGACAAUGAGAACGAUUACACGUCCGACUCGGACUCGGCGUCGCACGCGAAUGCGAAGCUCACGUCCGCCGUGAGAAAGCAUCUUGCCACCUCGGUCAGGGAUCUCAUGCAGCACGGCCUGACCGCGGAUGUGCUGCGUUCCGGGUCCAGCGUGGUGCCGUUUGUCGGCUGCUUCCCGCAGCGCGGUAUCACGCCGACGAAUUUCAUGCACGCCUGGGAGUUGAUAUUGAAAUACUAUGAGAUCAAACACGGACGCCGUUACAAUUCCAGCCCCGCGCAGAAGCUGUCGCAGAGCUUCAACCUGGACCUCGCGGCCGGGAGAAUAGCCUCCUCGAAACAGAGUUUACUGACGACUAUAGGUAACAUCAUCGCUUCUCACAGUCCAUACAAACGAAGUUACGACUCGCAUUUCAAGGCAUUCGUAUGUGCAGCUUUGAACGCAAAUAAACUCGUGAUAUGGUUAAAGUUGAUUCUGCAAUGCCAGUAUCUCCUGGAAAAUUAUUACCUUUCGUGGAGCUACGUUGUAAAGACAGGUUUCCAAGACGCGUUUCACACCUUGGAUCGCCUUACCAGUUACAAGUUCGAUUUGCCGGUGGACUUGGCGGUGCGACAGUUUCAGAAUAUAAAGGACGCAUUUUGAUUGUACAAUCUUGUCAUUAUCGUCUCAUGCAAAUGACAAUGUAGGAUGUAAACCGUAUAUAUACUUUCAGUAUUUUCUGUAACAUAAGCCAAUAUGUACAAGUGAGGGACAACGGUAUGCAAGUAGAGUCACUAAAAAUAGAAUACUUAAUUAGUUCUCUCGAGUUCAGAAACGCGUUGAGAGAUGUGAAAGUAAUUUAAAUACAAACGCUCGAAUGUGUUGAGCUCUUUCAGAGUUAUCAAAGUCAUUAAUUUCUAUUGAAAUAACGUUUCUACUAAAUGUAAAUUGAAUUUUUAAAACUAUUUGACUCAAUAUCUUAUAACAUUUUCUUGGUACUUUUAAUCCAAGAGAAAUAUUUAAGUGCUCCGUUUUUAGAAACUCACGCUGUAUACGAACACGUAAAGAACCGUUUAAAGUAUCGAUAUCGCAAAAACAUUUCUUUUUUUAGAGUCCCCUAAGUGUUCACUAUAUCAAAUGCAUUUAGAGAGUUGAAUUGCAAUAACUAAUAGGUGUAAUGAUUAUUUACUUUCUAAGGCAUCAUCAGUAUUUGUAUAGAUGAGUUGUAAAUGUACAAAUGUGCUUUUGUUUUUGCUUGUUGAACGAUAGGUAAUAUAUAUACAUAUAAUUUGCAUAUUUUAAUUAAACCCUAAUCGAAAUCUAUAUUGUAUCUAUCGAGAUAUUUUCCACCGCAGUACAGAUGUAAAUGCAACGCAUUGCCUGACGUGUUAAAGAUGCAAGAACUGAAUCGAAGCUAGUCACUUCGAAAAAGAGCCAUUCCAUAUUUUGAACAUUUGCGCCAAGUAUCACUAUAUUUAUGAUGCAUUUAUGAAAGGAGGAAGCGUACCAAAGAGAUACGUAAUAUUAUAAUCGCAACUAGAGACUUGCACUGAGCACUGUUUAUAUCGUAAGGCGUUUUAUGUAUAUGUAAACACGUAAAUUAGCGAUAAUGUAAUAUGUAUAUACGAGAUGUGCAAACCCCCCAAACCUGCUUUUUAUAAAAAAAAAAAUGAAUUAUUUUAGAUUAGUUCUAUAUAAGCAGAUAGAAAAACGGAUAGAGGAAAGCACAUAUGGUUACAGAAAAUAUACUUAUGAUGCAAGGAACGACGUUAAUUAUAACAUUCCUAGGCAAUUUCCCUAUUAGAAUAAUUAAUAUAACACAUUACAUAUAGUUUUAAUUUAAGCGACAAUCAAUUCCUAGAAUCCUGAAGGAUGUUCAGAUAUCUUAUAUGCGACACAAGGCGCAAUAGAGUAGUGGAGAAAAUAAUUCGGAGUAAUACGAAAUUGGUUGUUUAUUUCUUGCCAAGGUUGCACACAUCGGGAUAGAGUUUCAUAUUUUUUCUCGAGGCGUUCGUAGUACAGUUAGACCGAUUAUUGGAUUUAGCGUGACACAAUUAGAGUCUACAACGGAAAGAGCGAUCUGAACGGUACAGCUGGGUAUUAUGUAAUACAGUAGAAAUAUAGGUAUAUAAACGGUAUUGUCAGCGGUACAGAGACUCGUGAUAGACACAUUAUCGAUUAUUUACAAAAAUCAUUACACCGAUUAUCUGCUGGAAGAAUUCGCAUGAGUUACGUUACGUCGUCGGGUUGCCGUCGUAUUCACGUCAAUCACCGAAGAAUGGGGUUCGCGUCGAUAUCGGCAAUUAUGUACGAACCCAACAGGUAUACAUGUAGUGGCAGUAAAUUUUUUUUGUUGGUCACGGACGCAUACGCGCUUGUCGCACUGAUAACAUGAUUUAGAAUUUUCACAAAAAAAGCAUGUACGCAUGUACAUACAUUUCAGGAAGUAUAUCGGAUCGACCGAAAGGCAUUUGUUCAUUUUUUUCUCUUGUAGUACGAUGUUACACUAAGAGAACAAUGAACGUGAAUUCAAAAUAAAGCAAAAAAUUACAGCUUAUUGAUUGAAGUCUAUAAAAUAGAAUAAGCCAUAAGUCCAAGAUUAGCGUUGGCUGUUGGAAUAAUUCUGCGUUUUAUUGAUAAGAAACUGAUAUUACGGUAUAAGUAGCAUCUCAGCUAGACGACCGUCUUGUAUACAACUCGUGUUCUUUUUCUUGACACUUUAAUGACACCUAUAGGUAAUUAUUUGCUUACUAAAGUGCUCUUUUCUUUUCUUCUUUUUGUGAAAACUCUGAACACCCGCGUACGGUACUA
Molecule: messenger RNA, 4512 nt
Organism: Temnothorax curvispinosus
Lineage: Eukaryota; Metazoa; Arthropoda; Insecta; Hymenoptera; Formicidae
Product: RUN domain-containing protein 1
Exons: 10
Coding region: 499-2364 (621 amino acids)
Source: RefSeq, a predicted model, not a curated record